GGGUACUAAACGUCCUCACCAAAGAAAAACAUUCGAGCUGAAUGCAUGCAAUAUGGAGGAAGAAAGCGACGAUAGUGAUGGCAGACAAGAACAGAACGUAGAACAAGAAGCAGAUUCAUCAACGAGUGAAGACGAAGAUGAUGAUGAAAACGAUGAGCUUAUUCUUUUAGGAAUAGAUGAGUGGCUAAUGUUAGAUAAUGUCGUUAUCCAGCAAGAUGAUUCCUCAAGCAGUGAAGAAGAAGAAGGUGCUAAUGAAGCAGUUGGAUUUGACAACACCCUUCCUAUCACACAUUCAUACCUUGGAGAAGGAAUGGAAGAGCUGCAUGGUAGGACAAUUCAUGAGGCAAAUGAUAUAGUAAAAUUACCAUUGGUGUUAUUGCCUGGAGUAACCCUAGUUCCGAAUCAAAUAGUUCCUUUGCACAUCUUUCACCCACAGUCAGUUUCAAUGAUGAAAAGAGUAUUGGAAGCUGACAAGACAUUUGGUUUAAUCAACUUUCACAGGCCCAGGAGAGAGGGUAAUGGGGAUGUUUGGCAAAGACCCGAAAGUCAAAAGGCGGCUGGUGUUGGAACUACUGCAGAAAUAUUUUCAGUCAAGGAGGACGAAAAGUAUGGUGUUGUAAAUUUAACAAUGAAAGCAGAAGGAAGGCAAAGAUUUAAAGUUCUGGAAACGAAGAGACAGAUAGACGGGGUAUUAAUGGGCAAAGUGAAGAUCUUAGAGGAUACUCAAAUUCCAUCAUUGCCAAGUGACUUUUUCGUUUGUAACUAUAAACAAAAACCAAGUUAUUUAAGUAGUAAAAUUGCACAUGCCAAUUGGCAAGCAUCUAAUUAUCGAUUCGGCACUGGCUCGAAAAUAUCCAUUGAGGUUUUUCCAAAAGAUAUUUGCAAGACUGCGAGAACACCUCUUGGUCCUUUUCCUUUUUGGGUCUAUCAACAGUAUAACCCGUUCGAAUUGAUGGAUCGCAUAAUGGAUGAAAUGAGGGAAUGGAACAGAACUCUAGAAACCAAAGUAAUUCCAACAGAUCCUAAUGACUUCUCACACUGGUUGACCGCGAACCUGCCAUUCGAUGAUGCAAUUCGGGUUUCGCUGUUAGAAGUUGAUUGUCCCAUAACGAGGCUGAGGAGGCAAUUAGAUUUGAUACAGAAGUGUUCUCUGCUUCAUUGUUACGAAUGUGGCAAUCCAAUCGCUGAUAAAAAAGAUCUUUUCAGCAUGUCGCUGAAGGGACCAUUGGCUGCUUACGUCAACCCUGGCGGCUACGUCCAUGAAACAGUGACAUUUUACAAAGCGAAAGGUUUGGCGCUACGAGGAAGAGCAUCUUCAGAGAACAGUUGGUUUCCUGGGUACGCAUGGACGAUUGCAGAGUGCAGAACGUGCUCAAAUCACAUGGGUUGGAAAUUCACAGUUUGCCAAAAAGGAUUGACACCUUCAAAAUUCUGGGGUCUUGCAAGGGCCUCUUUGACACCCAAAUAUACUUCUUGACACACAAAUUGUAAAAUGCAAAUCAUUUACUUUCAAAAAGCUCUUCACUUAGUUUCAUAUUUUGUGUCAAGAAUUUCUAAAGAAUCUCAAACUUUCUUUGGACAGAAAUGUGAUAAUUCUAGAAUGUAAUUUCCUUGGAGAUUUUCCAUCAUGAUUAUCGUGGAAAUCUAUUUAAAUUGGAGCAUCUGUUGUCAGUUUUGACAGCUUUUCACAAAAACUGUUUUUAUACCAUAAAAAUGUAUUAUUUUGAAUAAUUUUUUAGUUACUUUUAUUAUGACGAGGGAGUUACAAAUGUCUUUCGAACCCUUGAUAUCAAGAAAUGUGCAUUUCUUUAACUUACCACUUUCCUAAGGAGACAGGAAGAAGCUGAAAUUUUUUAUUCAAACAAUCAUCAAAACAUCGAAGUUAUUGUAUCCAUAGGUAAAGAUGUUUAAACAGUUUUUUAAAAUCUUAAACUGUUUUUAUUUCGACAACUGUCAAAAUGGCACGCCAUUCCCUUUCAAACUAGACUGCACUCAUUUUUUUAUAAGAAACUGGCUAUAGUAAACGAGUAUUGGACAGUCGGAAGAAAUUAAGAACUUCAGUACUCGAAGGAAAAAAAUUAUGAAGCUAUUAAAUUGUGAUAAAACUGAAAACAACGAAAUUUUGUAAAAUCCAAGAACAUAAUUGCCCUAUUGGCCUAGAACUUAAGACACAAGGGAUAACAAUAUACUUUCCACAUCUAAUUACAGCAUCGGAACGGAAGCGAAUCUCUUGACGUGAAAAAAAGGCUACGAACAUUUCAUAACAUCAUUCAUGACAUCAUAAUUAAGAAACUCUUAAGAAACAGUGAGUAUUGGAAUUUCCAGAACAUUAAGAAAUUGGAUUACUCAACAUCGACCGUUGUUUCUUAUAAAGAAAUGAGUGUAACACUUUUUUUUAAAAGAGAACGAGUAGAAGCCAUAUAAAUGAUAGACGCUAAUUUUCCACACUGUUUUGUUAUUCUAUUUGACCCAAUUUUGCUUGUAAAUGGAAAAAUGAAUAUUUUAUAUGCAGAGCUUAGCUUGUAUAGCACUCUAUGUAUUGUUACUUCUGUUGCCCGAGCGAACCUGACAUUAUCCCUGUGCCAAAGUCUGUUUCUUCAAUUAUCUUUUGGAGCACAAGUUAACUUGAACAUGCUCAAGUACGCGCGAUAACAUGCGCCAAGUGCCCAACACAGUAUAUCAAGUGCCGCUCCAAGACCUUUCCCCUAUUAACGUCAUGGUGCAAUGCAUUCUGGUACUUGCAGUUAGCCCGCGAACUUUUGUUUACGUUUUGUACGGCGAUCGUACGAAGUUCUGUUAUUAUUCGACGCUCUUUGGUCAAAUAGUCAAGCAAAUAAAGGAAAAUACGGCAGAACGUACCGAAUAGCACAUGCCUAGUUUUUCUCAAAGCUCUUGCUUGGGAAAUGAUGUCGCAGAAAGUCUUUCUGGUGUUGCGAUUAGGCCAAAAAAGGAGAACUAGCAGUUCACUUUCGAUAGACAAGAAGAGGAUAUGGGCCUCGAAAGAUAUAUAGUUGACAGGAAAGGUUAGACCAUGUCUUUUAGGGUUAUACCAAACUUCUGAAGUGAACAGCUCAAUGGAACACUCCUCGAUAAUUCACUAACAAUACUUAACAGCGUAAGUGCACCUUAGGCCUGACAGUGACGGAAGUAAAAAACAUGGAUAAAAACUAUGUAAAGAACGAUAUCUAUGUGAAGCCCAAUAUCACUUGGAGGAAACUGUUAUUUUUGAGCAGUGGAUAACCCUUGUAAAUCCCAACAGUGAAUAACCCUUGUAAAUGGCUUUAAAGCAAGCUGUAGUACAACUGCUGGUUCAAAAUUUUCUUUGAAAACAGUUUUCGUGCAUCCAAUUUUGAAAAUUUGUCCACUUUUUGCCACAUAAUGUCAAAACUGUAACUGACACCUCAUUGCUCCUUCCGAAAUCACAACUACAAAAUGCUAGGAGCAUUAUCCCCUUGGUCCCAUAUCUUUCACUUUUCCUUUUGUUUGGCCUAGACCUUAUCAUAUCGUUGCUCGCUGUCAAAUUGCCGUCGGAACGACCUUUUUGCAGUGCUGAUUUCCAGGCAAGAGCUUUGUGAAAACCUUGAGAUGUGCUGCUCGGUAUAUUCUGCCGUAUUUCUCAUGAUUUGUUUGAUUAUUCGAGCAAAGAGCGUUAGAUAAUAGCAGAACUUCGUAUGAUCGCCGUACAAAACAUAAACAAAUAUUUGCGGGUUUAACUACAAGUACCAGAAUGCAUUGCGCCAUGACGUAAUUAGGGGAAGGUCUCUAUUUUUAGAAUUUCUUAAAUUUGGCCACACAAUCUGAAAUAACAUCAUAAAAUACCUCUCAAUGUGCAAAAUUAGUUAGAUAUGUUCCAAAUUGGGCGAGAUAUGACCGAUGAAAGAUUUCAAGUUGGCUAACGGAUUACUGUUAUUCUGGCCUGGUUCAUCAAGUUAUGAACCAAGAUCAAAUUACAGAGGUUUGAUGGGGCAAUAGCCUGUGCUCAAGUGGUCAUAUCUCAGCCAACUCGUAAUGCCUUUAACUGAUUUCGCACAUUUACAGGUAUUUCAUGAUGCUCUUUCAGGUUCUGGGAUCAAAAUUCAGAAAUUCUAAAAAUAGAUUUUUAAGACGUCAUCACUUCGGUACUCUAUUAGAUGCUUCAAUUCGUUCAGUGCGCCAUAAGUUCAUCAACAAAUUUUACAAAGGCCGAUGCUCUCCUCCGAAGAUCUCUUUAAAAUAAGUAGUGUAGUACGGCAAGUGUAUCUUUGGCUGGGCAGGAAAGUAGGGGCAAAUCGUCUUUUGUUUUGUUUUGGCAACGUAUUCCAAAAAUUCGGUAAGUUUUUAACUCCUAUUCGACCACUUUCAUCGUACCCAUUCCAUUAGGAUUUAGAAAUUUCUAGCAGUUUCAAUGAAGGAGAUUUCCUUUAUUUUGUAAAUUCCUCGGUAAUUCAAGGUUCGUGCUGCCAAACAUGUGGCCUAUUAUUGUUCUGGCAAAUGUUUUUGGGCGAUGAUGCAUUCCGUAAUUUGCAAGCAUUCCAUCAUUACAUUGAUCAUCAUGAAUAUGAAUGACUGAGUUACGAACGAUUGUAUUAGUGAAGCUCUUGUUGAAUCUGUGUAAAAACAAACUAUGGUAUAAACUCGUAGAGCGAUUGGAAAACUGCUGCAGAAAACAAUUAGGAAAUUUGACUGUUCAGAAGGAGGAGAUAGAGGAGAUUGCUUCAAGAAAAGCUUUGUCACAGAAAAAUACAGGUAAGACAAUUGCUUUUGAAGAAAAGUCUUUUUUGACAUGGUCCCCAAUUUAUUUGGUCCCACAGGAACUCUGACACCUGCCGCUAGAUUUGAAAAACGAUGAUUUUGAAAACAAAACAGAGUUUAUUUGCAAUUAUUUUGUUAUCUGGCUUUAAUUUUUCAUUGGCUUCCUUAAUUUCUGACUUGCGUCGAAGCCCCCGGGAACUCCCGAUUGUCCCGUGGAGCCCCUGUCUAAAGAGGUGUAGUUUGAAGUAUUUCGUUGGACCUUGUGACAUUUUCAGUGGUUGGAAGUUGGAACUGGCAUGUUGCGAUAAGGAUGGUACAAUCAGGGGUUAUUGGUCGGAUCAAAGGAACCUUGGUCCAUUUUACAUGAAGUAAAUGGUAUUAGGUGCAAUCUCUUUUUUAUCAGUUUGCAAGUCAUGGCCUUUUGGAAGAGAAAUUAGCUGCUGGAGGCAAGGAAGCAUAUAUAAAGAGGAUAACAACAGACCAUUGUUAAUGUAAUAAACAAACGAAAGUCACUAGGGCUGCAGAGGCAAUUAACUCCCUAGUUAGUAUACUAGAAAAGGCCCUGUUGCAAAAAGUUGUUUUUACUCGAUAUUUUUACUACUGCUAUGAAAAUAAGCUUGUCAAUAUAAGUGUUUUGGACACUUGACAGUAUCGCAGCUGUGAUUUUGAGAUUGAUCUGCCUGAAAAUAGAAAUGUUUAAUUGAAGCUCGGUUAGCUCGUGGAAUGAUGUGAAUUGCAACAGCAGGCCUGUUGACGCUGUUUUACUAGUAAAUUUACUACAGUGAUUUUGUGAUUAUAUCAAUAUCAUCUAAUCGAAUAUUCCAAUUGCCACUGCGAAAAAGAAGUGAAGCAUUGGCAGGGGUCAAGCUUGGAAGGGCGUUGAAAAGCAAACAUUGUUUGUAUUCAUUUCUUUGUUAAGGCAGUGGGUUAGAGCAUCACCCCAUUCCGGGGACAAAUGUUUUUGUUUUUCAAAGUUGCAUGAAAGUAAACUCUGUCAACAUACAUUGUGUUCGAAUUCUCAUGCUGUUCUGUUGUAUGUUAGUUGAUAUGUCUGUGUAAAGGUGAGGGUUGACACGGUUGACAACUUGUCAGACGAGCGGCUUACUAGACGAGCCAGCGUUUCUUUUCGUGGUGCGCAGCAAGAAGAAGAAACACGAGAGAUAACUUCUAGUCUUUUGCCCCUUUAGGUUGCAAUUGAGAGAAGUUAACUCUCACUCAGGCUGGUGGCAAACCUUCAGUACUGAAGUUGCGUUUAUCAACAAGUCCCAGAUAUCAUUUUGGGUUUGCUUUGAAAUCAGCCCGCUGCUACAUCAAAGAGAGAAGGCCACAUUACGAAGCCAAGGAAACUGCAAAGAG
Molecule: messenger RNA, 6087 nt
Organism: Rhopilema esculentum
Lineage: Eukaryota; Metazoa; Cnidaria; Scyphozoa; Rhizostomeae; Rhizostomatidae
Product: protein cereblon
Source: RefSeq, a predicted model, not a curated record